Meloidogyne enterolobii is the source of this 538-nucleotide messenger RNA. The record is from the annotation of a GenBank genome assembly. NCBI's taxonomy places the organism in Eukaryota, Metazoa, Nematoda, Chromadorea, Rhabditida, Meloidogynidae.
UUUUAUUAGAAUAUCGAAUGACCCGUCUAGCAACUUCAGUACUUCGUUCUUUCCCCAACCGAUUGGCCAGACUUGAUUCUUUAUUUUCUUAUUUAUCUGAAAAUGGGGAAAAUAUAUCAGAUGUUCAUUUGGAUGUACUCGAAAUGCUUGAAAUUCAACCGGAAAGUAUAAUUAUUUGAACAUAAUAUUAAAAAAGGGGUAUUUUCUCAAUUUUAAGAAUUUUUUAAAAAUAUUUUUUUAUUAUUUUUUAAAAAUUAUUUUUGUAUUUUUUUGAACAUUUUUCUUUAUUUUUUCAUUUUUUUGUUGAAUUAAAUGUUUAAAAAUUAUUUUUAUUUUUCAAAAAAAAAUCGAGAAAAUCGCUUUGACUACUUAAAAUAUUUUUUAUUUAAUUUAUUCCUAUUUAGAGCCAACCCCGAAUGGCUACAACGUUUUGAAAGGGAAUAUUGAGGAAGGAUUUAAUGGAGGAAUUAAAGAUGAUUUGGAGUGAUUGGAAGGGGAUAGAGAGCUCCAAGGGUGUAGUAAGGGAGUAAGCCUUUCC